Molecule: messenger RNA, 1101 nt
Organism: Fraxinus pennsylvanica
Lineage: Eukaryota; Viridiplantae; Streptophyta; Magnoliopsida; Lamiales; Oleaceae
Source: the annotation of a GenBank genome assembly
AUGGAGAAAAAAUUAUCAGAGGCAUCUUUACAAGGAAAAGUAGAGUUAUUACAUCAAAUUUUGGAAGAAGAUCCAUUGAUAUUAGAUAAAAUCAUAGUUUUAUGUAUCUCACAAACGCCUCUUCAUACCGCCUCCAUGUUAGGCCACUUAAAUUUCGUGAAAGAAUUGCUAAAUCGGAAGCCCGAGUUGGCCGCUGAGUUGGAUUCUAAUGGCUGCUCGCCGCUGCACUUGGCGGCGGCGAAGGGACACGUGGAUAUCGUAAAGGAGCUUCUGAGUGCAGAUUCUGAGGUGGGUUUUGUACGGAAUUUAGAUGGGAGGACUGCUUUGCAUGUUGCGGUGAUCAAGGGGAGGGCGGCGGCAGCGACUGAGUUGGUCCGAGUUGUUCCUGAGUUGAGCAGGGUUCUGACUGACCGAGGCGAGACGUGUUUACAUCUCUGUGUGAAGUAUAUUAGGGUGGAAAUGUUACAGAAUUUGGCUGAGGCAAUGAAGAAAUUAGAUGGGGAUUUGGUGAAUUGGAAGGAUUGUGAUGGGAAUUCGAUUCUGCAUAUUGCAGUGGCUAAGAAGCAAAUUGAGAUCAUCGACUCUUUGCUUGAGUUGAAUGGAUUGGAAAUGAAUGCCUUGAAUAAGAAUGGAUUGACAGCUUUGGAUAUAUUAAAUCAAAGCCCGAGAGACCUAAGAGAUAUGGAAAUCCAUAAUUCCCUUCAAAAUGCCCGUGCUUCUAGUGUGAAGGAUUUGCAUUUGAUCAGGGAAGAUUGGAUACCAGAAAAAGUUAGGCAGAACGCGACAAGACUAUCCUCGCUGCAAAGCAAUGCAAGACUAUCCUCGCUGCAAAGCAAUGCAAAGAAGCCAGUUGUAAAGCCCAAGCACACUGACUGGCUAGUCGAUCUUCUCUGUGGUGGCGUUCGACGUUUUUCUAUGGUGGUUGAGCGGUGUUUGGCCCUCUCUGUGGUGCCCAUUGCUCUGUUUCUAGGCAGUCCUCUCUUUCGGUGCUUCCAUUGUGGUGGUUGGGUUGCCGUGGGCACGUCGGCUCUCUCUGUGGUAGACGGGAAGUUCUGUGGUGGUUGCGAAGUGGUUCGCUGGCUGGGCAUUCUCUCCGUGUGA